Molecule: messenger RNA, 2391 nt
Organism: Microplitis mediator
Lineage: Eukaryota; Metazoa; Arthropoda; Insecta; Hymenoptera; Braconidae
Product: segmentation protein even-skipped-like
Exons: 3
Coding region: 209-1261 (350 amino acids)
Biological process (GO): regulation of transcription by RNA polymerase II
Cellular component (GO): nucleus
Molecular function (GO): RNA polymerase II cis-regulatory region sequence-specific DNA binding; DNA-binding transcription factor activity, RNA polymerase II-specific
Source: RefSeq, a predicted model, not a curated record
AACUUUUCCAAAGCUCAGUCCUAAGGGUUCCUCGACACAAUUCGAACCUCACACGAGUUUAAACUCGAUUAGUUACCAGUCUUGCCUAGUUGUGCUGUGCUGUGGAUCAGUAUUUUAAGUGCAUUAAGUGCAAGUGCUUACAUAAUUUAAUAAACAACAAGACUUUAUUUAGUGAAUAAAAGACGAAUAAAUAAUCAGUGAAUUUAAAAUGCAAGGCUAUCAACGGACUUUCGAUGAUCGUGAUCAAUACAAAGACGAAGAAACUAUCGUUGUGGAUUUGGUACCACCUCAGUAUCAAUUAUCUCCACCUCAUAGUCCAGCCACUUCGGCACCAAAGUCGCCCGAAAAAGAUUCACCAAACAAACAGCAACAACCAAUGGGAAAUAUGGACCCAAACUUGCGUCGAUACCGAACCGCAUUCACACGCGAACAGCUUUCACGUUUAGAAAAGGAAUUUAUUAGGGAAAAUUACGUCAGCAGGCCACGGAGAUGCGAACUUGCUGCUCAAUUGAAUUUACCUGAAGGCACUAUUAAGGUCUGGUUUCAAAACCGGCGGAUGAAAGACAAACGUCAGAGGAUGGCAUUGGCCUGGCCUUACGCAAUGUACAAUGACCCAACUUUUGCUGCGUCAUUAAUAGCAGCUGCUGCAUCAGUUAAUGUAUUACCUCAGUCGCCAUAUCAUCCAUCGGCAGGAUUUCCUGGUGGUUAUCCAGGGUCAGCAUACGCAGCAUAUGCAAGUGCAGCGCGAUACAAUCCUUAUGUUGGAAGCCCUCCUAGUAAUGGACUCCAUCGACCGCAUCCGCAGACACCCGGUUACCCAGCGCACCCGCACCUUCUUCAGCCCCACGGAAUCUCACCCUUACAUUUAACGGGUCUUGUCGGGGUUGGAAAUAAUCAAAACUUUGGUACGCCCACGGCUCAGCUACCAACGCCUUCAGCUUACAGACCUGCGCAUCUCGCAGAACUCAGUCCAGCUCAUUCAGAUACUUCAAGUGACUGCGAUUGCGCUGGUUCUGUUCAUCAUCAUCAUGCAAAUGUUAAUGUUAAUAAUAAUUCUAAUGGCCGGGAAGAAACCCCACCUCUUAAAUUACCAGCUGGGUUAACUUUGAACGGUUUUCCGCAAAUUCAAAACGCAUUCGAUAGCAAAGAUAUUAAUUUCCAUUACAAUUCUCAUGUUAUGUCUUCGGGUAUUAGUCCUAAUAAAAUGGGACCACCAAAAUUAUUCCAGCCGUACAAAACAGAUGUUUCUGAAAAAGCGUGAAAAUAAAUUUUUUAUGAUAAUUUGUAAAUUUUGUAGAAAAUUCUAGACUAUCUGUUUUUCUCGAAUUUCAUUUUAUCGCUUUUAUAAAAAAAAAUUGGGCAAAUUGGUCAUUUAACACAAAUUCAAACUCUAUACAGUAAAAAACGAAUCGUCAAAGUGUAAAAAAAAUGUGUGUUAAAAUUUUGAGUGUUGAAUUCUUAACACUUUUGUGUGUCAAUUUAAUACACAAUGUCAUUUUAUUCGAAAUACUUUUUAUGUUACUGUCAAAUCAACACAUAAAAUGUCAGAAAUAAUCUCGGCUAUUACAAAAAAAUUCUUGGAAAAUUUUUACUUUUAACAGAUGAGUGUGUAACGUUUUUUAACACAACAUGUUAAAGUAACAUAUAAAUAAGUGUAAAACGUUCGUUUCACACACGAUAUAUGAUUUUGACGAAUCCUUUUUUACUGUGUAGUUAUAAAAAAAAAAACUGAUAUAAAGUUUACCCUGUGAGUAGACUCUAAAACUUCCCGCUGUUUUCGUGCUUAGGCUUCAAAAAUUUUGUUACUUUCAAAUUUUCGCGCAAUAUUCAAAUCGGUUGAUUCGUUCCAAAGAUAUCGUACUAAAAAACUUAGCUUACACGCAUGGAUGCGAGCGUCUAUGCAAAAAUGGUCCGAUGAGCUUCCGAGGAGCUCAAAUAACGAAAGCUGGACUUUCAAAAUGGCGAAAACAGGAUUUUCGAAAAUCGGACCAAAACUAAAAAUUCUUUUUUUUAAUUUUAAAUUUUCAUAGCGGGAAGUUGAAAAAUUUGCACCGUACUCUAAAAUUGUGGGUCAAAUGAACUGCAAAAAAAAUUUUUGUUCAAUUUUGAGUAACUGCCGAUGGCCAACUUUCCCCAUUUUUCUUUUUUUUUUAAACCUAAACCAAAAUCUUGCCCUCUGUAAAAAAAUGUAACAAUUUUCAUUUAAAAAAAAAUUGACAGCAAAUUUUAAUUAAUUUAUUUUACUUCAAAACUUUUACAGUCGUUUUUAAUUGAAAUUUAUUUUUGAUACACGUUUUUUUUAGUUAAUUUGUAAAUAAUUACUUAUUUAUUAUUGUACUAAUUAUUAAGAAUAAACCGAAGACUUAGCCGAGAUUUUUAUUUAUAAUUCAA